Molecule: messenger RNA, 603 nt
Organism: Leptopilina heterotoma
Lineage: Eukaryota; Metazoa; Arthropoda; Insecta; Hymenoptera; Figitidae
Exons: 1
Coding region: 1-603 (200 amino acids)
Source: RefSeq, a predicted model, not a curated record
AUGUCUCCUAUAAAAAUAUAUGAUUCUCAGAAACCUGGUUAUUUUCUCCCACAUCAUGCUGUCAUUAAAGAAGACAGUAUUACGACGAAAACUCGUCCUGUUUUUGAUAGUUCAGCAAAGUCUUCUACAGGAAUUUCUCUUAACGAUACUCUGUUAGUUAGUCCUACACUUCAGGAUGAUCUUUUUGCAAUCGUUCUUCGAUUUCGAUUAUUUACAUAUGCGCUUACUGCUGACAUUCAGCAGAUGUAUCGUCAGAUACUAGUCGCUGAAAAUUACAGAUUAUUUAAAAAAAUAUUGUGGCGAUUUUCACUAGAAGAACCUAUACAAAUUCAUACUGUCAACACGGUCACUUUCGAAACUUCAUGUGCUCCUUAUCUUGCAAUUCGUACUCUUCGUCAACUUGCUGAUGAUGAAGAAAAUACAUUUCCUCUUGCAUCAAAGAUUUUAAAACGAGAUUUCAAUGUCGAUGAUCUUCUGACCGGCUCUCAAACCUUCCAAGGUGCAUUGGAACUCAGAAAUGAUUUAAUUCAAUUAUUGGAAAAAGGAGGUUUUAACCUUAGAAAAUGGGCUUCUAAUCAUCCUGACAUGUGUACAGCCCGGUGA